This is a messenger RNA of Medioppia subpectinata, 1338 nucleotides long. Lineage: Eukaryota; Metazoa; Arthropoda; Arachnida; Sarcoptiformes; Oppiidae. The record is from the annotation of a GenBank genome assembly.
AUGAGUUCGUCGAUCAGUCCAUCCAUGUCUUACACCAUGUCCUCCAUGUCGGGCAUGAAUAUGUCGGGCUAUUCACCGGCGGGCCAGUCAUUCACAUCCAAUAUGAUCGCAUCCAACGCGGUUCCAAUGGGUACCAGUGUUACGGCGCCCACACCUUCAGGUAUGUCCGGCAUUCCCGGGUCGGGCGGCGGCCCCACUGGCGGGCCGUGUAUGUCACCGGCGGCCGGAAGCACUGUCACGCCGUUGUCGUCGAUGAACUCGUUGAACUCGCACGGCAUGAAUGGCAUGACUUCGCCCACAUGUAUGGGUUCCAUGACCUCAAUGAACGGUGGUUUGGUGUCGGGCCGCGAGUUCGGGUCGUCUUCAUCGUCGGAACAGAUGAGUUCGGGUGCGAACGCACUCCUCCAGAGAGCCAGAGCUGACAAGUCUUACCGCCGAAGCUAUACCCACGCGAAGCCUCCCUAUUCGUACAUCUCAUUGAUAACGAUGGCUAUACAGAACUGCCCCUCAAGAAUGUUAACCUUAAGUGAGAUCUAUCAGUUCAUAAUGGAUUUGUUCCCAUACUAUCGUCAAAACCAACAGCGAUGGCAAAACUCGAUCCGACAUUCGCUUAGUUUUAAUGACUGUUUUCUGAAAGUCCCGCGAACUCCCGACAAACCGGGAAAAGGGAGCUUUUGGACACUACAUCCCGAUUCGGGUAAUAUGUUUGAAAAUGGCUGUUAUCUUAGACGACAAAAACGAUUCAAAUGUGACGUCAAGAAAGACGGCGUCCGCCAGAGCCAGAAGUCGACCAACAGUUCCGGUUCGAGCAAUGGUAACAGCAAUAGUCACCAGUCUAUGGGCGGAUCCGCUAAGAAUGCUAUCGACAACAGCCACCAGAACGCUGGCAGCGGAGGCGUGAGUCCGUCUCAAAUGAAUGGCGCGAUGACUGACCCGUAUUCACACCAUCCACACCAUCACCAUCUCGACCAUCACCGACACGUCAACCCAAACAUCGGCGACGACUGUUCAAAGUUAGACCAAUCGGCUCAUCACCACCCGUCGCAGAUGGAGCACCACAUGCACGCCGGCCUCUACGGCUCCGGGACUGGUGUACUCUCGCACCACCAAAGUAUGCUUCUCGCAGGUCAGUUGAAAGCUGAUCCCCAUUAUAGCUCCACUCGCGACCACCCGUUCUCCAUCUCCAGCAUAAUUGCGAGUGAGAAUAAGGCAGAUAUGAAACUCUAUGAGAUGCAGUACGGAGCCUACCCUCCCCUCUCACCCAUAGCACCCGGUCAUACGCCUAUGGCUAACGAUACCUCAUACUAUCAUCACUCCUCGCUAUAUCACUCGGCAUAG